UUUUCAUGUAACACAAACAGCGCUACACGUGAGUCGGAGUUUAAGCGGAGACCGCCGGUGGAUUUGACCACAUCGUUGAUGAUAUUCAUAUCAUAACUCACUGAUCCUGCAACACAAUGAAGCAUCCAGACCCAAUACCAAGUGAAGCGAGCAUCUUCCUGGAAGUGUCUUGGGACAACGGAGCUGCGAGACUUCCGCUCCAUUCGUCCAUCACCCUCUUUCUGCUGUCCUACACAGAGUGCACGUCCUUCCAUGUCUACCUGGUCUCAGAUCAUGCUGACAGCUUACAGGCCCUGUCAAACAUGGUCCCAAAGAGCCUGGAUGUGUCUGAGGUGAAGAGAGGAGAAGUGCCGGCCCUGGUUGGAGCGUGCCGUCUCCCUGCCGUGCUGGAUGCUGGUGGGGGCUUCUGUAGGGCGGGCCUAGCAGUGGUGCUGAGGCACAUCAUUCAGAGGACCUGCCAGCUCGAGCCCGGCCGCACAGAUGUGGCUUCACUGCUGGGCUUCAAGAACACCUGCCUGAAGGCUUGUGCUGAGGUAAGCCAGUGGACCAGGCUGUGUGAGCUGGGCAUCCCCUCUGCAGUGGAGGAGCAUUUGCGUAGUCCCACGGAGAAGCACCUCCAGCUGCCUGCUGCCAUCCUCCACCUGGAGCAGCGGCUGGGAGAGCCCGUCAGGGUCCACAACGACGACAAGAUCCGCCGGCAGAAACUACAGCAGCAGAAGAACAAAAGCUCUGCUCAGUCUGAGGAUCCCAACCCAGACAAAAGAGAGAAAACCUUCCCCUCAGAGCCUGAGACACAGGGUCCCAGUGCAGAGGCCCAUUCAGCAGAGCCCUAUCGAGGAGUUGAGCUGAGUGCUGCUCUUGCCAAACUCAGUGUAGAUGCAGCUCCACUGUCAUCCGCCAGGGAGCGCUCUGACAUCAGGAAAGUGAAGACCACGGAGCUGCCGGAGCUGGAGCAUGUCUUUGCGGAGGGGCUUUACUUCACCCUCACUGAUGUGGUUCUGCUGCCCUGCAUCCAUCAGUACCUGUCCUCUCUGCAGCAGCAUGCUCCUCAUGCUCUGACCUUUCUGCCUCUGCUCCUGCGCUGGUUCCAGCGGGUGCAGGAGCUCCCUGGGGUCUGCCGUGCCGCUGAGGAUUGUGGGAUGGCUCUGUUCAGCCCUCAGGUGUCUGGGUCCUGCUCCCACCAACCCAAAUCUCCCCAAACCAGUGAAGCGGAGCAGGAAAAGUCCAGACCCUCGCAAGAGCAUUUUGUAGGAGGCCCUAGACCAACACUUUCCAAACUCCAGGAAAAUGGCAUUGAGGCCGUCUUCUCCCCGCACCCCUGCCCUUCGUGGACCCUCCACUGGGAGAGCCUCCCUGCUGCUGUCAACCCCACUGAAGGCAAGAUGUCAGACACUCGUGCUGUGCGCAAGCGACAGCAGCUGAACAACCUGGUCGCCAUGGUGACAGAGCUAGCCCGCCCGGGCAACACAAUAGUGGACUUCUGCAGUGGCGGGGGCCACGUUGGGAUUGUUUUGGCGCACACACUUCCUGAGUGUCAGGUCAUCCUUAUCGAAAACAAAGAAGAGUCUCUGGUGAGAGCGAAAGAUAGAAGUUCACAACUGGGGCUUAAAAACAUCGGCUUCAUCCAGGCCAACCUCGACUACUUCACAGGAGCUUUCCAAAUAGGGGUGGCGCUGCAUGCGUGUGGCGUGGCGACGGACAUGGUGCUGGAUCGCUGCGUGCAGGCCAGGGCGGGAUUUGUGAUCAGUCCAUGCUGCUACGGCUUUAUCCAGAACACACUCAAGUUCAGCUUCCCCAGGAGUAAGAAAUUUGCAGAGACGUUGACGUAUAAGGAGCACAUGAUCUUGUGCAGGUUUGCUGACCAGACAGCUGUCCAGCUUCCUCCUGAGCGGCGCUUAAUUGGGAAACGCUGUAUGGGCCUGGUGGACUUGGAUCGCGGCUGGGCUGCAGAGACUCACGGGUACUCUGUGCGGGUGAUGACCAUGGAGCCAGAAAGCUGCUCUCCGAAGAACAACAUGCUAGUCGGGGUCCCUGCUGAUAAUGGCAAAAUUCAGCUAUAAAACAGGGCCUAGACUGUAGCCUUGAGGAACGCCACACGACCAAGAACCUUCAGGGAUGUCGAUAGAUUAUGAGGACUCACUGACUGUUUGUCGUAGCAAGAGAUAAUGAUGAAAGUUCAGUCUUUUGCAUUUUUAAGAAACGUUUUUCAUUCAUUUCAUUUCAUUUUUUUAGUUGUUAAUUUUUUUCCUGGGUAUUUUUCUAAGGAUGUCUCCUAUAUAUUUGCGGUCAAGACCGCUUUCAUAUGAACUUCAUAUCUAUGAAUUUCAUGAAUUUUAAGUAGAUAUUUUAAUGUAUAUCUUGACCCAUGGUUCAGCGCUGUGGAUGCUUUGCUUGCUUUGUGUUUAUCUGCUGAAGCAAAACCUCCAGCUUAGAAUAAGUGUGUUCAGACGCUGCAAUAAAUUAGGCAUCGCUUCAGAUGCUGUUUGCAAAUUAAGCCUAUUGGAUUCUGUAAUGCCAUCCAGCAUAUUCUUCUCUGUCAUUAUCUCCCAUUAUGAGCGAAACAAAAGAAAGUGUCUCGAAA
This is a messenger RNA of Colossoma macropomum (tambaqui), 2581 nucleotides long. RefSeq names its product glutathione S-transferase, C-terminal domain containing (gene gstcd). The transcript is spliced from 12 exons. Lineage: Eukaryota; Metazoa; Chordata; Actinopteri; Characiformes; Serrasalmidae. The coding region runs from base 117 to 2060 and encodes 647 amino acids. The record is from RefSeq and is a predicted model, not a curated record.